AUGGCAGACACAGUUGUGCCAUCGCAACCUUUACCAGGGCUGAAGGCGCGCAAUGCCUACGUUUCACCGAGUGGAUUGCGCCCAGCCAAGGAGACCACGUUCCGUGAAUGGGUGGUUGCCAACCAGAUCGGAAUCUCCAUGACCAUCCUGGCUAUGUUACUGGCUCUUCAUAACCUCUACCCCUCCCUCCGCCCAUAUACGCAGCCAUUCUUCCAAUUGUCCUAUUAUAACGAAUCCUCGAACUCAUACGUGCAGGGCUGGGACGAUGUCUACUUCGUCAUCAGUACUGCCAUCGCACUCACCGGUAUCCGCGCUAUCGUCAUUGAAUGGGUCCUGCAACCACUGGCGCGCGCUUGCGGUUUAAAGCGCAAGGAGUCAAUUCGCAUCGCUGAGCAGGGUUGGCAAGCUACGUACUAUUCGUUCAUCUGGGGAAUCGGAUUGUACCUGUGGAAGACGUCAUACUAUUGGGGCGAUUUCGCCGCUAUGUGGUCGCAGUGGCCCGCCCGUCCUCUGUCCGGUUUGAUGAAGUGGUAUCUUCUCGUUGAGCUGGCAUUCCUCGUGCAGCAGAUCUUCGUGGUCAACGUGGAAGAGAGACGGAAGGAUUAUUUCCAGAUGCUUUCCCACCACAUUAUUACCAGUGUUCUCCUGGGCUCUGCCUACAUCUACGCCAUGUACAAUGUGUCCAAUGUAGCGCUAUGUCUCAUGGACAUUGUGGACUUCGUGUUACCGACUGCGAAGAUUCUCAAGUACUCCAAGUUCGAAACAGCCUGCAAUGUUGGCUUUGGCCUCUUCGUGGGUAUAUGGUUCAUUACCCGACACAUCAUCUACCCCAUGGUGUGCUGGUCCGUUUAUUAUGAUCUCCCCCACGAACUCACCUAUGGCUGCUACGCCGGUUCCACAGGCGAGUUCAUCUCAGCGGAGGCCCCGAAUGCCUUCGCAUACAUGCUUGGACCAUACUUCAGUUUGGACAACCCCAUUUGUUUCAACCCCACUCUGAAAUGGAUCUUCUUAUCCUUCCUGUUGAUCCUCGAGGGACUGUCCAUUGUGUGGUUCAGCAUGAUUGUCCGUGUUGCCUACGGUGUGGUUUGUGGCCGUAACGCCGAAGACACCCGCAGUGAUGAGGAAGAUGAAGACGAGGCGGAAGUGGAAAACCAGACCCCAUCCCACGUACCAGCACAUCUGGCUGCUAAGGAAGGUACCCCUAUCGACGCACUCGAAACCGCAAACGCCCCGGGCUUGGAUCGUCGGCGGUCCAACGGCACUGCAUCGGUGCGCGCGCGGGGACGUGGCCGUGUUCCUUUCGAUCCGAGUGAUCGAAAAGCUCUCUUGGGCCGCAUUGGAUGCGAAAAGCCUACGUAG
Penicillium hordei is the source of this 1359-nucleotide messenger RNA. RefSeq lists its product as uncharacterized. NCBI's taxonomy places the organism in Eukaryota, Fungi, Ascomycota, Eurotiomycetes, Eurotiales, Aspergillaceae. Gene Ontology annotation, cellular component: membrane. Gene Ontology annotation, biological process: ceramide biosynthetic process. The transcript has 4 exons. The record is from RefSeq and is a predicted model, not a curated record. The coding region runs from base 1 to 1359 and encodes 452 amino acids. Gene Ontology annotation, molecular function: sphingosine N-acyltransferase activity.